CCACUCGGUAGCGAACGAGACAGACCGGGCCUUGACCUCCGGCUGGAAGAAAGGACGGUCUCCCCCUCGAGGGUGACGACCACGACCACGGUAAACUCCGUUGAGAGGGCAGACUCGCCAUUCCACACGGCCGGCUGGACACUCUAAAAACCAGCAUAGGUGCGGUGGCUCCCCUCCGUCUGUCUCGUCGAGUUCUCCGAGGAGAGGAGAGGCGAGGCGACAUGGGCUCCAGCAGCCUCCAGCAGACCAACGCGCUCUUCAGGAAGAACCUCGUGAUCCAGAGGCGCGCCUGCAAGACCAACUGCUGCCUCAUCCUCUUCCCCCUGAUCCUCUGCGCGGGCAUAGGAGGCCUGCAGAUCGCCAUCAACCGCGCGGUCAAACGAGACACCACCCCUCUCAACUGCAACUGCAGCAAUGCGGUCGUGCCGGCGAACACCACGGGAGGCCCGGCGUGCCCGGAGGGCUGCCCGCAGCCUCGCGCGCCCAAAUGGCCACCCGUGGUGCACAUCCCGCCGUCGGCGACGAGCCGGUUUGGCCGCGGCCCCCCCGGCGCAUCGUGCGGGGCGCAGGGGUCCUGCGCCGCAACGUUCCUCGUCACCGGCGCCAACCAGUCCUUCGUCGGAAGUGCAAUGGGUAACAUGAUCCCGGUUCACGACGCAUCGGUGAACGUGUCGGCCGACGACAUCUCGGCGUUAGCCGAUUUCGUGCUGGCGGACUAUUCGGGGUAUUCAGGCAGUCCUCUAGUGGACACCUUUCUUCAGAACAAAUGCACUCCAAACCUGACGCUUUCAUACUCAUUUGUAGACGGCAAUGAAACCGGGACCCAAGAUGUGGAUUGCACGGAGGGAUUAAUGCUCUGGCGCGACAGUUCGUGGCUCAUCAGUGAUGACCUAUAUAGUGGCUACACGAACAGGAGCAAUGAAUUUGCUGCAGCAUACGACUUCUUAAGCUCUGAUCAGGGCAACUUCAACUUGAUCAUUUCAUAUAACUCGACGUACGAGUUUGAUGCUUAUGAUGGCCUUCCAAUCCCUGUCUUCCAAUUUUUUGGAGGGAAUAAACCUAGACUGCUUGAAGUUCCACGGUUAACAAAUAUGGCUUCAAAUGCAUACCUUCGUUUAAUAGGCAAUGGUCUGAAGAUAUCAUUCGAUUUUGUUAAAGAAAUGCCUAGAGCAGGUCGAUCAUGGAGUACAUACGAUCUAACUUCAAUAAUAGGACCGCUGCCUUAUGUAUUGACUAUCCAGCUCCUUUUCCCGGUAAUUUUGACCAACAUUGUAUACGAGAAGCAAAAGAAGCUUAGGAUUAUGAUGAAGAUGCAUGGUCUUGGUGAUUUGCCAUAUUGGACUAUAUCCUAUUGCUAUUUUAUUCUUCUGUCCAUGCUAUACUUGCUGUCCUUCAUGGUAUUUGGUACUGUGUUUGGUUUUACAUUCUUUCGACUGAAUAGUUAUGGCGUACAGUUUGUGUUCUACUUUGCUUAUAUGAGCUUGCAAAUUUCAUUUGCAUUUCUUAUGGCAACAUGCUUCUCAAAUGUGAGAACAGCUGCUGUGAUAGGAUAUUUCUACGUAUUUGGGUCCGGCCUUAUAGCAGAUUAUUUUUUCAAGCCCUAUAUCGAAGACAUUUUCAUCUCAAGAAGCUGGAUUAUACUUUUGGAACUUUUCCCUCCAUUUUCUUUGUACCGCAUUGUCUACGAGUUUUCUCAAUCUGCAUCGCUGGUAAGUCAGAUUGACCGCACGGGGAUGCAGUGGAGUGACCUGAAUGAUCCCAAAAAUGGAAUGACGAGUGUUUUAACCAUAAUGGUACUUGAAUGGAUCCUAUUCCUUUUAUUAUCAUUAUAUCUGGAUCACUUUGGUUCCUUUCAAAGUGGAAUUAGAAGAGCAGUAUUACUUCUUCACUCUCGCCGGGCUGGGAACCGUUCUCAAUCUUCUCAACAGCAGAUCACACAGAUUCAAGAGUUCAAAGCUUCCGUUGAAAUGGAGAGGACAGAUGUUAUCAAAGAGAGAGAGAUGGUUGGACAGCUCUUACAAGAACCAAAUAGUAGCUAUUCAGUCAUAUGUGACAACCUUAAGAAAGUGUACCCCGGAAAAGAUGGCAAUUCAAAGAAAAUUGCUGUCAGAGAGUUGUCCCUUUCAAUGGCACGUGGGCAGUGCUUUGGUGUUCUUGGUCCAAAUGGUGCUGGAAAAACCACUCUCAUCAACAUGCUCACUGGAUUUACUAAACCUACGUCUGGCACCGCGUACAUAGAAGGAAUGGACAUAAGGUUGGACAUGGACAAAAUUUAUACAGGAAUUGGUGUUUGUCCCCAGCAUGACUUGCUUUGGGAAAAUCUGACUGGCCGAGAGCAUUUGAUGUUCUACGGCAGGCUCAAGAAACUGAAGGGUGCAAAAUUAGCUCAGGCUAUAGAACAAUCUCUGAAAAGUGUUCGUUUGUUUGACGGUGGUGUUCCCGAUAAGCUUGUGCAAAAAUACAGCGGUGGCAUGAAACGUCGUCUCAGCGUCGCCAUCUCUCUAAUUGGUGACCCUAAGGUUGUUUAUAUGGAUGAACCAAGUUCUGGCUUAGAUCCGGCAUCAAGGAAAGACCUAUGGAAAGCCGUCAAGUCUGCCAAACAGGACAGGGCCAUAAUUCUCACGACACAUUCAAUGGAAGAAGCCGAAGUUCUGUGCGAUCGGAUAGGAAUAAUCGCGGACGGUACCUUGCAGUGCAUUGGAAACUCAAGAGAGCUGAAAACCAAGUACGGAGGCUCAUAUGUGCUGACGAUAACGACCACGGCGGGUGAGGAGGCUGAGGAGGAGGUGGCGAAGCUAGUCCAGUCCAUCUCGCCGGCUGUGAGCAGGGUGUACCGCAUCUCUGGGACGCAGAAGUUCGAGAUGCCGAAGCAGGAGGUGAGGAUAUCGGCGGUGUUCCAUGUCAUGGAGAGCGCGAAGAGCAGGACGACCGUUCUUGCGUGGGGCCUGGCUGAUACGACUCUGGAGGAUGUGUUCAUCAGAGUUGCCAAGGAGAGCGAGGUAUCCUCUGUCACCUCAUCGGCAAGAUAAUCCGGCCCAGAAGAGUCACUGUUUGCUGUUCAUCACAGUUGCAGCUUCAGAGAUAUCGUCGUGUGGCAAAUUGGCAGUGCAUGUAGCUUUAAGGCUUCAAAUGAGUUUGGACUUUGGACUAUGGAAGGUGUAGCUUUAGAUUAUUAGAUAUAUGUCACUGAAGAACUCAGGGAUAAGGAUUUCUAAACGAUAAGAAAUAUGUUUCAAGUUAGGUAGCUUGAAAACAAAAUAAAAAAUUUGACACAAAAAACUUAUCUGAGUAUCCUAAAUAUGAUUUGAAAAUGAAAUAGUUUAUGGACAUUCAUGAAAAAUUACAAAUAUGAUGAUUUUA
Triticum aestivum (bread wheat) is the source of this 3360-nucleotide messenger RNA. RefSeq names its product ABC transporter A family member 8. Lineage: Eukaryota; Viridiplantae; Streptophyta; Magnoliopsida; Poales; Poaceae. The transcript is spliced from 18 exons. Gene Ontology annotation, biological process: transmembrane transport; lipid transport. Bases 222 to 3029 code for a protein of 935 amino acids. The record is from RefSeq and is a predicted model, not a curated record. Gene Ontology annotation, cellular component: membrane; intracellular membrane-bounded organelle. Gene Ontology annotation, molecular function: ABC-type transporter activity; ATP binding; lipid carrier activity.